AUGUAUUUAAAGUUCUACCUAGGGGAGGACGGGAAACGGGUCUACACUCUACAAAGCAAGGGGCCCUGUGGUCAGUGCACUUUAACUGCCCAACCAGCGCGGUUUUCUCCAGAGGACCCUUAUUCAAAGGAGCGUAUUCAACUCAAGAAAAGAUUCAAUCUCAUCUAG
This is a messenger RNA of Babesia microti strain RI, 168 nucleotides long. RefSeq names its product NOP10, NOLA3, H/ACA ribonucleoprotein complex subunit 3. Gene Ontology annotation, cellular component: box H/ACA telomerase RNP complex; box H/ACA snoRNP complex. The coding region runs from base 1 to 168 and encodes 55 amino acids. The record is from RefSeq and is a predicted model, not a curated record. The transcript is spliced from 2 exons. Gene Ontology annotation, biological process: rRNA pseudouridine synthesis; snRNA pseudouridine synthesis; ribosome biogenesis. Gene Ontology annotation, molecular function: telomerase RNA binding; box H/ACA snoRNA binding. Lineage: Eukaryota; Apicomplexa; Aconoidasida; Piroplasmida; Babesiidae.